CUUCGGUUGGAAAAAUCAUUUUCUCGUUCGUGAACAACCUCUUGCCCAGGUUAGAGAGAUUGAUCGUUUCCCCUGAAUACAUGCUACAAAAGCCAUGUCGAUGCAAGGUCCCAGCAAUCCAGUUCCUUACCGGGCUCACUCUUCAACCAAGUCACAACGAGUCCUCGCCUGCAUCCUCUGUCAACAGCGCAAGGUCAAAUGUGACCGUAAAUUCCCUUGCUCUAAUUGCGUUAAGCAUCAAACGCAAUGCGUGCCUUCUUCGCAGACGCGUCCACGAAGACGUCGAUUUCCCGAGCGCCAGCUACUGGAGCGUCUCCGAAGCUAUGAGGAGUUGCUCCGUCAGAACAAGAUUAAGUUCGAGCCACUUCACAAAGAGUCUAGUCCUGCUGCGAGGAGUGAUGACUUGCGAGAGGAAAGCGAAGAUUCCGGUGCUGAACAGCCGGACUCCGGAGGGUCUGAGGGGCCAUCUCCGACCCAUCCUUCGAAACCAAAAAGCGCGUAUGAUGUUAAGAACAUAUGGCAUGCUCUGAGUCAAGGCUUCCGAGGAGUAAAUAACGACGGCGAUUUGAACGAUGGUGUCCGAGAGGUCAUGGUCGGGAAGACUUGGGAUCAUCUCUUUGAUAACGAUGAUCACCUUCUUUUUGGCUCACGACAGGCUGCUUUUGAACUUUCGACGCUCCAUCCGGAGCCGGUACAUAUCUUCCGUCUCUGGCAAGUAUACAUCGAGAAUGUCAACCCGCUGCUCAGGGUCACGCAUACACCAACACUACAGGGUCGUAUCAUUGAAGCUGCGAGUAAUCUGACCAAUGUGACUCCCGCUCUGGAAGCCCUGAUGUUUAGCAUUUACAGCAUGGCUGUAUUAAGCCUUGGCGAGGACUGCCAGACCCUGUUUGGGAUACCAAAGGAUGAGCUUCUGAGGAAGUUUCAGUUUGGCUGUCAGCAAGCUCUGCUAAAAUGUGGCUUCUUACGAUCUGCCGAUCGCGACUGUUUAACGGCAUUAUACCUGUAUCUUGUUUCGGUCCAUCCUAACACAGAUCCUCGCUCUCUAUCUUCUAUGCUCGGAAUUGCGAGUCGUAUUGCCCAGCGGAUGGGUAUUCAAUUUGAGUCCAAUAAUUCAAAAUACCCGGUCUUUGAAGCUGAAAUGCGCCGAAGAUUGUGGUGGUCAUUUGUGCUGUUCGACGCGCGAGUCAGCGAGUUGUCUGAUUAUAGAACCACUUUACUUGCCCCAACUUGGGACUGCAAGAUCCCCCUUAACGUGAAUGACUCUGAUAUUCGCCCCGAGAUGAAGGAGCCACCGGCAGAGCAGGGUAAAAUCACAGAGGGACUGUUCGCCCUUCUGCGCUACGAAAUCGGAGAGUUCAUUCGCCACAGCUCCUUUCAUCUAGAAUUUACCAAUCCAUCUCUGAAGCAUGUGGCAAAGGAUCUCCCUGGAGAUGGGAACCUCGAUACUCUGGAGAAGAUCAUUGAAGAGGGGUAUCUUGAUCAUUGCGAUUCGCAGAAUCCCCUUCAUUACAUGACAAUCUGGAUGAUGAGAUCUACCGUCUCGAAGCAGCGACUGCUAGAAUACUAUUCACGGUCUUGUUAUGGGUCUCAGAAGGCGAGGGAAAGUGAUUUCCCGAUGUUAUAUGCAUUCAAAAUACUUGAGAGUGAUACGAAAAUCAUGAGUUCGCCCUUGACUAAAGGUUUUACAUGGUUCCUCCAUUCCCACUUUCCUCUUCCGGCCUAUAUCCACGUCGUCCAAGAGUUGAUCAAACAGCCCACUCGUCCCGAGGCGCAACAAGCCUGGGAAGUCAUGAGCGACAAUUAUGAGGCCCGAUUCAAUGCUUCAAGUUUAGUCGGCAGUUCCGAUUUUGUUGGCAAUUCCGUUUUAAAAACCUUCACCAAAAUUCUCCUCCAGGCCUGGGAUGCCCUCGAAAACGCUUCCAAAAAUCUCGGAACAUCCGGUCGAGAUCCGUUAGUUCCGCCGAGAAUCGUGUCGAAUCUCAAAAUGAGAAUGGCCGAGAGAGCACAGAACGAACAACACAGCAACAUGGAGCAGCAGCUCGGCGAUCUCACCAACGCAGAUAUCAACGACUUACUCAGGUCAAUGCCGAUGGGAUUUGGCAACCCAAAUUCGGGUUAUGGCAUGACCGGGGCCUAUAGCUUUUCAGGAAUUGAUCCGGUGCCAGUACCCGAUCCCAACAUUCCAGAUCAAUCUCCGGCUCUAUCGGUUGCUCAGAUGCAUCAGAUAGGUUGGGCAUCGAGGGCAUGGGCCUUCCGUGAGCGGCGUCGCGGAUGGUGAUAUAUGAGCCAACACUGUGAUCGUGCUGUUUUUCCCACAGUAUAUGAGAAAUCAAAAGACUGAGCGAUGAGUCAUGCGGGUAUUCUUGGCUAUUCGUCCAUAGGGCGAGACAGAGAAGAAGAAUGAAAAGAGUUGCAUAGUAGAUCCUAUCGCUCGUACCGGAUCGUACGAUCAAGCUCCCCUCUACGCUGUCGUUUUGGAGUACCAUUAGCUAGAAAAUGAGUUGCUGGUGGUUAUUUACGGUAGUUAUUGACUCGGCCUUGAUGCAUCGAGGCUGUGGAACUGGCGGGGAGGAGCGAUGGUUGCAGAAGUGGACCCUCACGAGUGUGUACAUAAGUAACUACAUGCUGUUUGUACGAGACAAAGAUUAGCUAUGUAAGAUCGGUUUCUCGAUAUGCCC
Messenger RNA from Penicillium brasilianum, 2681 nucleotides. The record is from the annotation of a GenBank genome assembly. NCBI's taxonomy places the organism in Eukaryota, Fungi, Ascomycota, Eurotiomycetes, Eurotiales, Aspergillaceae.